AGUCGGACUCGCGCUCUCACGUACGUUCGGACGUGUGUUGCGGCGUUCACGUUUCGGGUCAAGCAUCCCUAGUCUAAAAAUUCGCGCGUGAAUGCAGAUGUGAUGUGGUAAACUUUAAAAAAUGCUGGCAAUGGAUUCCUUGUGGUGCGGAUCGGAGAGCGAGCUCUCGACGCUGAGGCUGUGCAAGAGCGCGAUAGAGAAGCAGGAGUACAGGCUGCGACGGAAGCCGUCGAAGAGCCUGAUCCCGCAGGGGCUGCUGCACGCGCACCCGGAGCAGCCGCGCGCGGUCAGGAGGCGAAGGUCCGGCACUUGGCCGAGGACAAGGUCUCUGAACGCGCCGUCUCCCAUCCACCAGUUCGGACCAUGCGGCAGAAUAAUGAAGAACUCGGCUAUGGUUAUGCAAAUCCAAGACCCUGCGUCGCAGCGGCUGACGUGGUACAAACAGCCGCUCACGGUGCUGGUCAUCAAGAAGGUGCACGAUGCCACCAUCCUCACGCCGUUUGUACAGCUCGUCCACUGGCUCGUUCAUGACAAAAGUAUGGUAGUAUACGUAGAAGCGGCCGUACUAGACGACGUGUUACUAGCAGAAUACGGGGACUUCACAGCAGUUCGGGAGAAGCUGAUGACGUUCCGGGCGGGGCAAGACGAUCUCACUGACAAGAUCGACUUCAUCAUCUGUCUGGGCGGCGAUGGGACGCUGUUACAUGCCAGCUCACUGUUCCAGCAAUCGGUGCCUCCCGUGAUGGCGUUCCACCUGGGCUCGCUCGGUUUCCUCACGCCCUUCGAGUUCAACAACUUCCAGGACCAAGUCAUGAAUGUUCUAGAAGGUCACGCAGCGUUAACGCUCCGAUCACGUCUACAAUGUGUGGUGCUCCGCAAAAGCAAGAAAGACAACGAAGGCCGCAAGUGUAUUCUGGUGCUCAAUGAAGUGGUGGUCGACCGCGGGCCCUCACCUUACCUCUCUAACAUCGACUUAUUCCUGGAUAAUAAACACAUCACGUCUGUACAGGGCGACGGUCUAAUAGUAUCAACACCAACCGGCAGCACGGCGUAUGCAGUAGCGGCCGGCGCUAGCAUGAUCCACCCGUCCGUCCCCGCCAUCAUGGUGACGCCCAUCUGUCCUCACUCGCUCUCAUUCCGGCCUAUCGUGGUACCCGCGGGGGUCGAGCUCAAGAUAGCGCCGAGCGCGGACGCUCGCAACGCCGCGAGUGUGUCCUUCGACGGCCGCUCACAGCUCACGCUCAGGCCCGGCGAUAGCCUAUACGUCACCACGUCAGUGUACCCAGUCCCGUCGAUAUGCGCGCAGGACCAAAUCUCUGACUGGUUCGACUCGCUCGCCGAGUGUCUCCACUGGAACGUCCGCAAGAAGCAGAAACAGAUGGACGAGCUCAGCGACAUGACCUACUCGUCCAGCGACAACCUGGAGGAGCUCGACAACACGGAGCGACCCGCCGACACGUGACCGGACAGUAUUACUGUGGAAUGCGAGGCUUAACACAUUCCUGUAGGGCGCCGCCAGCGCUGGGUUAAGGGCGAGUGGUGUAAACGAGGCCUCGCUUUGGGGAGGGGUAGUUAAUUUGUGCAAUCCAUAUUUGUAAAUGUAUUUUUCUUUUGUAAACCAACAUUUCGAUAAUGCUAUGCUAGCAUACAUCUCGAAUAGAAGCAAUUUUGGAGAAUUAUAAGCGGCAACCCACACUCAGGCGAGGCAUGUCUUAAGACGCGGAACGGACGUCAGUAAUUUAAAAAAAUUCUCCUCAGUACAUUUUGUAUAGGAAGGACGUAAGACGCGCCCUAAGCGAUGCGUCCGUUCCGCGUCUUAAAACAUGCGUCGCCUGUGUGUGGAUAGUCCCUUAAACUUUAACUAUGUUGCAUAAGAAUCUCGAAUAGGUCGGUUUGAAAAGUAUGACUUUAAACAGACGCUGGCGGGCGUGUUUUCUUUUUAAAUUUAUACGGCGCAUUAUUUUGAAAAUUAUGCAACGAAUGUCUCGUUUUUACAGUGUGAGUGACAUUGCAAAAACAUUAAAGUACCUACUGUGUGCAAUAGAUUUUUUUUAAUGCGUUGUCACAUUCUGCGAUUUAUGUGUGGUAAUGCAUUUUAUGGGAUUUGUGAUAGUAUUUUAAAAUUGAAUUUUUGUUUAAAUUGAAUUUUGUAGUAUUCCUUCGGACAAUAAAAAUGUAAUUCUGUUAUGUCUCCAGGGAUAUGUUCUUGUUAUGUUUUAUAGAAAAGGUUAAGGUUCGGAUUUAAGGAAUGUUUGUUCCGAUAACUUAGUGAGUACUUACUGUAGGGUCAUUCUCUGAGAAUAUAUCUGUGAAUGCACCGCAGACAUAUUUUUAUAGACUGGCCAUGAAGAUAUACCAUCGUUUGUAUAAGUGCCUUGGCCGCUUGGUGUUACGAACAACGCUACAUACAAAACUGCCCACAAAACUAGUUUUUUACCACGGCGAGGUGCUAUGAAGAGUGCCAAAAAUGUAACAGGUACGUAGUUGUAUUAGUGUUCAGGUGAGCACAAAGAAAGUUUACUUUAGAUUUGUACGGUGUAAAUUAUAUGUGCUUUUGGAUUUUAUUCUGUAUCCGUUAAGGAAUCAAAAUAGUACUUAGACACAGAAUGAGCAGGAGUAAGUAUUGUCCAAUACAUUAACUGAUUAACUUCGCGCGAUAAAAUAAAUUUGGUCAGCUCAAACAGUAGAUACAUUUAUCACUUUAGCCCAUACUUACAUCAAAAGGUUAUAAUAAUUUAAUCGGAGACAAUAAUACGGUAAUUAUACUUGUUUUCUCUCGCUCAUUCAGUGUAUUUCAUUCAAUAGCAAAAGGUCUCAAAUACUGUCGACUUCACAAAGAUGCCGUUGUCGCUCUGCGUAUUGGCCUCACCAUGCUAUGUUUAUAAAUCGAUUUACAGAUUGGGCGCCAAGCUAUUGUGCAAGCGGAAUGCAAUAUAAGUCCAUAACCGUGUGUGAAAGCGGCUUACGUAAAAAAAAAACGAUAUUUCGGUAUGGCUAAGGCUCAUGCAUGAUCUGUUUAUGACUCUUGCAAAUGUUAGUGAUAAAAGAUUUUCGAGCUGGCCCAUAAACAAUUCAUAAGUUCGCUGAGGCUGUAACUAAAACCCCAGGUAGAAGUAGAUAUAACUGUGAAUUUAGCGGUAAAACAAAAAAGACGAAAUUUGAAUUUUAUUAGAGUUCAUAUUGCUGGUGUUACCCGUUGUCGUGCCAAGAGAUAUUAUAGAUAUAUUUCAACAAAAAUUGCUACAUUUUAAUUUACAACACACACUGGAGCGCUCACGUCCAGAACCGAUUAAAAAAAAAUAAAAAAAUUGGAGUUUAUAAGUGGAAAAUGUAUCUUGACAAUAUUUAACUUUAAAUUUAAGCUCACAAGUUGAAUUUGUGUGAAAAAUGGCAUCGUGGCACUAAAAUGCACUAUUAUGUAAUUUCUACUGUUUUAUUGUUCUAUGAAAAGUUUAUAGAUGUACUUAAUUGUUACCGUCAUUUCAUGCAAUUUGGGUCCAAUAUGGGAUGCGACAAUGUCUUUUGGUGUGUGCUUCGGCAUCGUGGUAUAUAAUGUCACUUUGACAUUUUAUAGAUGUUUGUUUGUCACAUAAUAUGAAUUUCGUUUUCACAAGUUUAUAAAUUGUGUAUAUGUAUAAUAAGAUGUUUUAUUGUAAAUUAUACAAAAUUUGACUUUUA
Leguminivora glycinivorella is the source of this 3678-nucleotide messenger RNA. Its product is annotated as NAD kinase-like. Bases 122 to 1462 code for a protein of 446 amino acids. The record is from RefSeq and is a predicted model, not a curated record. The transcript has 9 exons. Gene Ontology annotation, biological process: NADP+ biosynthetic process; NAD+ metabolic process. NCBI's taxonomy places the organism in Eukaryota, Metazoa, Arthropoda, Insecta, Lepidoptera, Tortricidae. Gene Ontology annotation, molecular function: NAD+ kinase activity.